CUAAGGGCUUGUAUCAUUUCAGUAAUGUUUGGACCAAGGCCCUUUAGCGUCAGACUCUGAGGCAGCCAGGAGGAAGGUCUGCCUUGCUAACCACUGGAGCAGGCGGCCUUCUCCUAGAGUUCUAAGCUCCAAAUUUCUAAGUUCUGGGUCAUUGGCUUAGCUCACGGUUCCAGGUGGGUCUGUACUUAGCUCCUUGAAGUAGUACUAUAACGGUGCGCCUGUAUCAGUCUAAGACUUUUGAAAAUGCACCUCUCAUCUCUUCUUGUUUCUCGAACUGCCUUGGAAGCAGGCAAGGCUGUCGGGUUAGCCAUAUGAAACCAACUGUAUUCAACUGUGUUUUUUUUUUUUUUUUAAUUUUUUUAACCUGUAAAAACAGCCAUUCCACAUGGUUCAAACUAAUAUGAUGCCAAUUUACAGAAGAGAAUGUUGAGGCUUGGGGGGGGCAAAUUGCAUUUCUUGUCGUCACACAUGGCCAGUCUUCCACUGUCUGAUCCAGUGAAGUCUCAUCCAAGUCUUCCGUUGACCCGAGGAACCCAGCUAGGCCAAGGUUGGAGAGUAGCACUUCUGUAGUGUGUUUUCUGUGACGCUGGAUCACUACCCUCCACUUCUGUCCACUCUUUCCUGGGUGUGGGGUCUCCUUCUGUACCCAGCUGUCAGUGCCUAAAAGAGAGAGAUGAGGGAGAGGAGGGGAGGGAGGGGAGGAGAGCUUCGUGAGUUGGCAGUGAAUCAGGGUCUAAAAAGAGAGCUGGGAGGGCUGUGGUAGCAGGUGUUUCUAAAAGGAACGUGAACAUAGGAUGAACAGCCUCAGAGGCAGCCCCCACACUCCCCCCCCCCACUGCCCCACUGAUCUGGCAGGCAGUGCCCACUGCAUUUUGUGCCAGGGGGCUCCCAUCCAAGGAAUGAGCUUGCAUGAAACUAUAGAAUGAUAGCCAGAGGAAGAGCCUGACAGUUGACUUGGUCCAAUCUCUUAAUUAGAAAUUGGGGAAUCUGAAAGAGAGGAGACCUACUCAAGGUCACUCGGUGAACCUGUGGAUUCCUAGGCUAGUGUUCCCCCAGGUUAUUUCCUAACCCUCACAUUCUAUCCUGGAACUCCCCGCCCCCUUAAGAGCUGAGUGUGGCUGUGGGUAGAGGAAAGGAAGACUCAAUAUGUCUAAGGCUGUCAAUCCGUCAACCUGGGACUCUUCUCAGAACAGAGGAGCCUACAGGUAUUCCUGGGGAUGGGGAUGCCUGGCAGACCCGCCAUAGAGGAAGGCCAUGGCCUUGUCUUACCUCCCCCUGGCUAGGGGUUGGCACCGCUCUAGGCCCAACUUCAGACUUCCUUCUUUCAGUGCCUGCUUUCAGCAUCUGCUUGGCGUAUAACAUCUCUUCCAGCUGAUGUUGGCGCCUCAGCAGGCUGGGCCCAUUUUUCUUUACCCCACACAGUUUCUGAUGCAUUUGGCCUCUAGCUGGGCUGACUUUUUUUUUUUUUUUUUUUUUUGUUGUUGUUAACCUUAUUGGGUUUCUGAUGGGUAGAGAAACUUCUGAGUUUUGUCUGAUUUAGAAAAAUAUACAGCUACCCGAACCCUUUCUGACCGAGGCUUCUAGGAGUUUAGACCAAAUGGUAAACAUAUUUGCCCUCGUUUUCAUGGUGAGGGGACUGCCUUUCAACAAGGGGCUCUCUGUUUGGUUUGGUUUUAGGUGGCUGAAAUGAAGGGGGGGGAGGGGUAUAACCACGAAGCUUUACUUGAGACAAGCUUCCAAAGACUUUCCCGGUGCCUUCCCAUCCCCGUGGUCAAGAAGCCUUCCCAGAUUCUGAUUUCAGUCCCACUUGGGGGAGUCAAAAGCUUUGUUUCGCAGUGGGGGGUUGGAAGAACAUCUGUGUACCCUCCACUCUGCUAGCAUCAUGUCUCAAUUCCCUCUUUAUCCACCCCCCCUCCCUUCAGUCUGAAGGCUGCUGGCUCAGCGGGGGCCUCCUGCCGUCUGGGGAGUCUGGGUUUGAGCUGGGGUGAGGCGGUGGCACCAUCGUUAUGGUAACGAGCUGCCAGCUCAUCGUUGCUAAUAACUCGUCGGGCCCCUGGGCUCAGUGCAGCAUCCGUUCCCUGCAGCCCUUCUUCCCAUGUUACAGACAGAAAAAGUGAGGCUUAUGAAGCAGGAACCUUGGUAGAGGAGAGUCUGAGGUUGGGUGGCCUUUUCCUAGAGUCCCUGGCUGGGGAACCGUGGGGAAAGAGGUGAGGCUGCUUGGAGAGGAGUUCUAGAUGUGGUUGCUCAGGCUUGAUUUCUUGGGUGGUUAAUGUGUGACUAGACUCAUGCUUGCGUAAACUUGUACAUGCUAGCUGACAUGUCCAUGUGCAUAUAUAUAGCAGCCCACAGGCAAGCAUGUUCCAAGCGUCAGAGCACACUUGUGUAUGAAUACUGCUUCUCCCAUCUGCACAUAAGGCACCCAAGAAAUCUGGGUUUGUGGGGGUGUCCAGGUAUGUGGGUGGGGAUCUGAUCUUUUUCUGAUGCAGCUUCAAAGUAUCUUCUUAACAAAGGGACAGAAUGGUCCCAGGGUUCUUCUUCCUUCCAGUCCAGAGCUCAGAACGGGAGUGGGCUGGGGGUGGUAGGGGGGGACCCAAGCCCUCAGCUCUAGAAGGCUUCUGCCUCUGUGCCCUUUGAGCUCAGGUAGCCCCCCCCCACUCCCUCUUCUUUUCCAUCCUCUCCUCUUCCUGUGUGUAAAUAUUAAAGAGCUGAGCCCGCAGGGCUGAUGUAGACAUGGGGAGAGAAUGAAAUUAAAAAGGAUUCCCUCACCCCCAUCCCAACACCUCCGCCCCACAGUCCCCCGCUCCAGCUUCUUCCCCUCACUCAGUGCUUCCACAUACCUCUCCUCCCCCCAGUCCAGAUGGGAGCUGGCUCCUGCAGAAAGGGGGUUCAGAACAGGGUGUGGGGAGCCACCUCUCUCUGCCUCCUCCCAGCACAUCUGCCUACAGGGCCGAGAGCCCCCACGAGCCAGUGGUCCUGCGCCUGCUGAAGUUAGGAUUCUGCCUGGUGGUGGGGAUCCUGACGGCGAGGAUGGGACACCCCGGAUGGAGGUUCCUGGGGCCUGGCCCCCAACAAUAUGAAGAGCCUUUGCUGAGGCCAUGAGGGGUUACCAUGGCGACCGAGGCAGCCAUCCCCGCCCAGCCCGCUUUGCUGACCAGCAGCAUAUGGACGUGGGCCCAGCUUCCAGGGCCCCGUACCUGCUGGGCUCCAGGGAGGCCUUCUCCACCGAGCCCCGCUUCUGUGCCCCAAGAGCUGGCCUGGGACACCUUUCUCCAGAAGGGCCCCUGAGCCUGAGUGAGGGCCCAUCAUCAGUAGGCCCUGAGGGAGGCCCAGGGGGGGUGGGGGCUGGGGGAGGCAGCAGUACCUUCCCCAGGAUGUACCCCGGCCAGGGCCCCUUCGACACCUGCGAAGACUGUGUGGGCCACCCACAGGGCAAGGGUGCCACCCGCCUGCCUCCCACGCUCCUGGAUCAGUUUGAAAAGCAGUUGCCCGUUCAGCAAGAUGGCUUCCACACACUCCCAUACCAGCGAGGUCCAGCAGGGCCUGGGCCUGGACCUGGAUCUGGCCCGGCCCCUGAGGCUCGCAGCGAGAGUCCUAGCCGCAUCCGGCACCUGGUUCACUCUGUGCAGAAGCUCUUUGCCAAGUCCCACUCUCUGGAGGCACCUGGGAAGCGAGACUACAAUGGGCCCAAGGCCGAGGGAAGAGGUGGCUCUGGGGGAGACAGCUACCCCGGCCCAGGCUCUGGGGGCCCUCACACCUCCCACCACCACCAUCACCACCACCACCACCACCACCACCAGUCUCGCCAUGGCAAACGGAGCAAGAGCAAGGACCGCAAGGGGGAUGGGCGACACCAGACCAAGGCCACAGGCUGGUGGAGCUCUGAUGACAAUUUGGACAGUGACAGUGGCUUUCUGGCGGGUGGGAGGCCCCCCGGGGAGCCCGGUGGUCCCUUCUGCCUGGAAGCUCCAGAUGGGUCCUACCGAGACUUGAGCUUCAAGGGGCGUGCGGGCGGGUCGGAAGGCCGCUGCCUUGCCUGCACUGGCAUGUCCAUGUCACUGGACGGGCAGUCAGUCAAGCGAAGUGCCUGGCAUACCAUGAUGGUCAACCAGGGCCGGGAUGGAUACCCAGGGGCCGGGCCAGGAAAGGGGCUCCUGGGUCCAGAGACCAAGGCCAAAGCCAGGACUUAUCACUAUCUGCAGGUGCCGCAAGAUGACUGGGGGGGUUACCCCACGGGUGGCAAGGAUGGGGAGAUCCCCUGCCGCAGGAUGCGGAGCGGCAGCUACAUCAAAGCCAUGGGGGAUGAGGAGAGUGGAGACUCAGACGGUAGCCCCAAGACAUCUCCCAAAGCACUUGCCCGCCGCUUCGCCUCCCGCCGCUCUUCCAGCGUGGACACAGCCAGGAUCAACUGCUGUGUCCCACCCCGGAUCCAUCCCCGGAGCUCCAUCCCUGGCUACAGUCGUUCCCUCACCACUGGACAGCUCAGCGAGGAGUUUAACCAGCAGCUGGAGGCCGUGUGCGGGUCCGUGUUUGGGGAGCUUGAGUCCCAGGCCGUGGACGCCCUGGACCUGCCCGGCUGUUUCCGCAUGCGGAGCCACAGCUACCUCCGGGCCAUCCAGGCCGGCUGCUCUCAAGAUGACGACUGCCUACCCCUCCUUGCUGCCCCUGCCUCUGUCUCAGGGAGGCCCGGCUCCUCCUUCAACUUCAGAAAGGCCCCGCCCCCCAUCCCGACGGGAAGCCAGGCCCCACCCCGCAUCUCCAUCACCGCCCAGAGCAGCACGGACUCUGCCCACGAGAGCUUCACGGGAGCAGAGGGCCCAGCCCGGCGCUGUAGCUCCGCGGACGGGCUGGACGGCCCGGCCAUGGGCGCACGCACCCUCGAGUUGGCACCGGUGCCACCCCGGGCCAGCCCCAAGCCCCCCACACUCAUCAUUAAGACUAUCCCUGGCCGGGAGGAGCUGCGGAGCCUAGCACGGCAGCGGAAGUGGCGGCCGUCCAUUGGGGUGCAGGUGGAGACAAUCUCAGACUCGGACACCGAGAACAGGAGCCGAAGAGAGUUCCACUCCAUUGGCGUUCAGGUGGAAGAGGACAAGAGGCGGGCGAGGUUCAAGCGCUCCAACAGCGUGACAGCCGGUGUGCAGGCAGACCUGGAGCUGGAGGGCUUGGCCGGCCUGGCCACUGUGGCCACAGAAGACAAGGCCCUGCAGUUCGGACGUUCCUUCCAGAGGCACGCCUCUGAGCCCCAGCCCGGGCCCCGGGCCCCCACCUACUCAGUCUUCCGCACGGUCCACACGCAGGGCCAGUGGGCCUACCGCGAGGGCUACCCACUGCCGUAUGAGCCGCCGGCCACUGAUGGGUCGCCUGGCCCUACCCCUAUCCCCGCCCCCGGCCCCGGGUCCGGCCGCCGAGAUUCCUGGAUGGAGCGCGGUUCACGCAGCCUCCCCGACUCAGGCCGCACGUCCCCCUGCCCACGGGACGGCGAAUGGUUCAUCAAGAUGCUGCGGGCAGAGGUAGAGAAACUGGAACACUGGUGUCAGCAGAUGGAGCGUGAGGCAGAGGACUAUGAGCUGCCCGAGGAGAUCCUGGAGAAGAUUCGCAGUGCUGUGGGCAGUACCCAGCUUCUCCUGUCUCAGAAGGUCCAGCAGUUCUUCAGACUGUGUCAGCAAAGCUUGGACCCCACUGCGUUCCCUGUGCCCACCUUCCAGGACCUGGCGGGUUUCUGGGACCUCCUGCAGCUCUCCAUUGAGGAUGUGACCCUCAAGUUCCUGGAGCUACAACAACUCAAGGCCAACAGCUGGAAACUCCUGGAGCCUAAGGAGGAGAAGAAGGUCCCUCCGCCGAUACCAAAGAAGCCCUCGCGGGGGCGGGGCGUGCCGGUGAAGGAGCGCUCCCUGGACUCCGUGGACCGGCAGCGGCAGGAAGCGCGCAAGCGGCUCCUGGCGGCCAAGCGCGCCGCCUCGUUCCGCCACAGUUCGGCUACCGAGAGCGCGGACAGCAUCGAGAUCUACAUCCCCGAGGCCCAGACCAGGCUGUGACCCGCCCGGGCCGCCCAACCUGGCCCGGGCCCGCGGUUUUCUACCCGUACUGUACACCCAGCGUCGAGGUCACUGUGAACGCGGGCUGCUCCGUGCGCCCGCCCUGCCGGCACCGCACGCCCCGGCUCCUGCCCGCCGCACUUUCGUGGGUUUUUUACCUUCCUGAUCCCACGCAAAGGCGCCCGGGCUAGGCUGGGGGCCGUGCCUCUCCGCCCAGCGCCCCUCACUUGGAACGCCCAUCUUCCUGGUCCGACGCUUUGUCCCCACCCUUCCCCCUCCCACCAUGGGCACCAUCUCUCUGCCAUUAUUUUACACCCCACCCCCCACGGGCCAGGCCGGGCCGGGUCCCCCAUCUGGGCUCUGCGUCCCCCCCACACACCCCGCGGGGCUGGGCUUCGUGGGGAAAUCAAGCUUCGUGGCUUUUUAUGAAGAAUCCCGAACCCCGCCUAGGAGCCCGCCCCACCUUCCCAGGGCUCCACCCUCAGCCCUCCGCCCACAGGGCCCAGGGACCACAGUGGCUGGACCAACCCAGGACCAGGGCGCCUGGGCCUCUCCCCUAUCCCACAUCUGGGGAGGGGAGACAGGGGCUUCCCCUCACCACACCUGUGGCUGUUCCCACAUCCCUUUGACUAUCCCAGGAAAAAUAAAACCGCAGAACUGCACCGGA
Messenger RNA from Peromyscus leucopus (white-footed mouse), 6699 nucleotides. RefSeq names its product DLG associated protein 3 (gene Dlgap3). The transcript has 12 exons. The record is from RefSeq and is a predicted model, not a curated record. Bases 3096 to 6032 code for a protein of 978 amino acids. Gene Ontology annotation, biological process: signaling. Gene Ontology annotation, molecular function: molecular adaptor activity. NCBI's taxonomy places the organism in Eukaryota, Metazoa, Chordata, Mammalia, Rodentia, Cricetidae. Gene Ontology annotation, cellular component: glutamatergic synapse; postsynaptic specialization.